AUGGUUACUGUCAAGAUGAUUCUUGCUCUUGCCGCCAAGAAAGGUUGGAUCCUUCAUCAACUGGACAUUUCUAAUGCUUUCUUGAAUGGUGAUAUAACUGAGGAGAUAUAUAUGGAUUUACCUCCUGGAUACGCUGAAAGAAAGGGGGACUCAAUCCCAGCUAAUGCAGUUUUACGGCUGAAGAAGUCUCUCUACGGUCUCAAACAGGCAUCAAGACAAUGGUUCCUGAAGUUUUCCUCUGUUCUCAUUGGCCUUGGGUUUCAGAAGAUCCAUGGCAAUCACACAUUGUUCCUCAGUGUUACUGACUCCACCUACAUGGCUAUACUGGUGUAUGUUGAUGACAUCCUCGUCGCAAAUAGCCGUGAGAGUGCAGUUGCUGACUUUGUUGUGUCCCUCCAAGAUCAUUUUAAACUUCGUGAUUGGCACAAGUAUGUUUUGGAGCUUCUCCGUGAAAGUGGUCUCACUGGUUGUAUGCCAUCUUAUGUUCCGAUUGAUCCUAGCAACAAACUAUCUUCGGAAUCUGGCGAUCUUUUACCUGAUGCGGAAGUUUACCGUCGCUUGGUUGGGAAGCUAAUGUAUCUCACCAUCACUCGUCCUGACAUUUCCUUCGCAGUGAACAAAAUCUGUCAGUUCUCCUCCGCUCCACGCACCGCUCAUCUGAAGGCUGCUCACAGAGUUCUUCACUACUUAAAAGGUACCAUUGGUCAGAGUCUCUUCUAUCCAGCUGAUAAUGAUUCCAGGUCAAGGCUUUUUGCGGUUCUGAUUAUGCCCAAUGCCCUGAUACUCGUCGUUUGGUCAGUGGUUUUUGCGUUUUCAUUGGUCAGUCUCUCAUCUCUUGGAAAUCGAAGAAACAGCAAGUUGUCUCUAAGUCCUCUGCUGAAGCUGAGUACACAGCUCUGUCCUUCACGGCCGAUGAAAUCAUGUGGAUUUCUCGCAUGCUUUCUGAUUAGGCGUUCCCUCGCCUUCUACUCCGGUUCCCUACUGUGA
Messenger RNA from Microthlaspi erraticum, 987 nucleotides. The record is from the annotation of a GenBank genome assembly. Lineage: Eukaryota; Viridiplantae; Streptophyta; Magnoliopsida; Brassicales; Brassicaceae.